CGUCGACGAGACAUCUUGGCCUGCUUGCUUGUUCAUCUUGAAGCAUCUCAUGAAACGAAUCAUCGAUAUCGAAAGGCAAGAAGAUCCCUCGAUCAUGACAAGUAAAGCCUCGCCACACAUGGAAACUUUCACGGGCGAUGAUUACGACUUUCGUUUCCAUCACUACUUCGAUCUGGUGUGCGGUACAAGUGUCGGANNGGACUCAUUGCAACUAUGCUAG
Molecule: messenger RNA, 220 nt
Organism: Aureobasidium uvarum
Lineage: Eukaryota; Fungi; Ascomycota; Dothideomycetes; Dothideales; Saccotheciaceae
Source: the annotation of a GenBank genome assembly